AUGUCAACACCAACGGGCAACAGCGCCAAUUUCAAUGGCAAAAAGCUCAAUGUCUUAGUCUAUUCCGGUUCGCUUACUUAUUCCGCCUGGCAACUGAGCCGUUUUCUGACCAGCGACUUCUCGACAGGAAAUGGAACCACCGUUGACUCAGUCCGGCACUGCCUCUACACCCUCCGCCGCCUACUCGCUCCCCACUAUGCCGUCAUUCCAGUAACGGGUGACAUGCUUCUCAAGGAGCCAUGGAUGACUACCUGCGCUAUGCUGGUCAUGCCCGGCGGCGCGGAUAUGGGAUACUGUCGCACACUCAAUGGUGCGGGGAAUCGGCGCAUAUCGCAAUUUGUCCGCAAUGGCGGUAGAUACCUGGGUCUAUGUGCAGGUGGCUACUACGGAUGCAAGCGUUGUGAGUUUGAGGUUGGCGACAAGACAAUGGAGGUUGUUGGAGAUCGCGAGUUGGCUUUCUAUCCGGGCAUCUGUCGUGGCGGGGCAUUCCCGGGCUUCGUAUACCACAGCGAGGCGGGCGCGCGCGCGGCGGGGCUUGAGGUUGCCAAGGCAGCUUUGAGUAGUGGCACCGUACCGACAACCUUCCAGUCAUACUACAAUGGCGGUGGCGUCUUUGUUGAUGCGCCGUCGUUCGCAGACGAAGGGGUCGAGGUUCUUGCAACCUAUACGGAUAAGCUGAAUGUCAACCCUGGGGAGGGUGCGGCUGCCGUCGUUUACUGCAAAGUGGGCAACGGAGCAGCGGUUUUGACAGGUCCUCAUCCUGAAUUUGCGGCGGCUAACCUCGAUCCGAAGGCUGGCGGGCCUGAAUAUGCCGACAUGGUGGCGGCACUCGCUGCUGAUGAUAAGGAACGUACAGGCUUCCUAAAGGCAUGUCUUUUGAAGCUUGGACUUGAGGUCACGCAGGACACAACAGUGCCUUCACUGUCAUCCUUACACAUGUCCGGGAUCGAUGCAGAUGGCCCCAUGGACAUCCUAUCUGGACUUGGAGCUACCUUCACUCAAGAGGGCCAAACCGAGUGUCUCAAGGAUGACCACGAUACAUUCCGCAUUGAGCGUCCUGGAACAUGGAAUCUCGGUGAAUUGGAAGAAUCGCUUCCCGCGGAUUCCUCAGAGCCUAGCGAAGGCAUAAUCGACUACCAGUCGAUCGUCAAACGACUAGUAUUCCAUGACGAUAUACCAUCUUCAAAGCUGACCCCCUACUUCAAUCAUCAUGCAUUCUAUUCUCACCUGCGCCAAUAUCAGAUUGAGUCCAAGGGUGACGCCUCGACAUUUGGCUCCAAUCUCUUAUAUGGAGAGGUAGUCACUAGCACAAACACUAUUCUUGAGAAAAACACGAAAUUGCUUCGUCAAUUGCCACAGGGCUUUACAGCCACCGCAACAGCACAGAUUGCUGGCCGUGGGCGUGGAUCCAAUGUUUGGGUCUCCCCAGCAGGGUCUCUUAUCUUCUCAACUGUAGUGAAACACCCAGUCGACAAGAUGCAAUCAGCACCAGUUGUGUUCCUCCAAUAUCUAUCAGCGAUGGCAGUAGUCAGAGGAAUCAAGAACUACGCCGACGGUUAUGAGAAUAUCCCAGUCAAACUAAAAUGGCCUAAUGAUAUUUAUGCACUGGAUCCAGAUGACCCCGAACAGAAACGAUACACAAAGAUCUGCGGCAUUCUCAUCAACUCCCACUUCAUGUCAAACGAGUACAUCUCCGUCGUCGGCAUUGGUAUCAACGCGACCAACGCCUCACCAACAACGGCCUUGACCACCCUCGCCGCACGCUACGCCUCACCCGGGGCCGCCGCCGCUUCCCCUGUCACGCUGGAGAGACUCCUGGCUCGUAUCUUGACUACUUUUGAGGGUCUGUAUACCCGCUUCUUGCGCACAGGUUUCGAUCGAGGCUUCGAGGCUAUGUAUUACCAAGACUGGCUACACAUGCACCAAAUUGUCACUCUCGAAGAGGAGGGUGGUGCUCGCGCUCGCAUCCAGGGUAUCACCCGCGAUUUUGGUCUUCUACUUGCCGAGGAGCUGGGGUGGAACGAUCGCCCGACGGGACGUGUCUGGCAGUUGCAGAGUGAUAGCAACAGCUUUGAUUUCUUCCGUGGGUUGGUGAAGCGGAAGGUAUAG
This is a messenger RNA of Penicillium paradoxum, 2109 nucleotides long. Its product is annotated as biotin--[acetyl-CoA-carboxylase] ligase BPL1. Gene Ontology annotation, cellular component: cytoplasm. The transcript is spliced from 4 exons. The coding region runs from base 1 to 2109 and encodes 702 amino acids. Lineage: Eukaryota; Fungi; Ascomycota; Eurotiomycetes; Eurotiales; Aspergillaceae. The record is from RefSeq and is a predicted model, not a curated record. Gene Ontology annotation, biological process: protein modification process. Gene Ontology annotation, molecular function: biotin--[biotin carboxyl-carrier protein] ligase activity.